This is a messenger RNA of Erythranthe guttata (spotted monkey flower), 1354 nucleotides long. The record is from RefSeq and is a predicted model, not a curated record. Lineage: Eukaryota; Viridiplantae; Streptophyta; Magnoliopsida; Lamiales; Phrymaceae.
AAUAAGAAACGCACACACACACACACACACACUCUCUCUCUUGUGUUCUUUGAACCCUAGAUAUUAGAUCUGUAAGGCGUCUUAGUUUGAGUCAUCUUUUGGUAAAGAAAUUUUUAGAUCUGUUCAACAUGGAUUUUCAUUUCUUUACACUCCCCCCUUCAAAGAAUGGCUCAACGUUUCCAAGAUGGUAGAGUUUUUUCUCUUCUUUAUAUUUUAUAUUUUUUUUUAUUUUUUUAAAUUUAUUUCCACAGAUCUUUUAAAUCAAACCUCGUCUUCCCUAAUGAUUAUUUUGAGAUCUUUAAAAUGGUAGGUAUUAUCCAUGCAAGGGGUCCGGGUCGGGUCGGUUCGGUCCUAUUUACAUCAGUUUUUGGAAUGGGAACGGAAGGUGUCCUGGGUGGGUGGGUCUAUCGUGUGCCUAUUUUGGUUUGGGUCGGGUCUACUUUUGGAUCGGAUCUAUUCGGGUCGGGUCAAUUUUUUUUAGUUAUGGGCCGCCCCGCCAGCCCCAAUAAUCCAAAACUAUAAAUUGGAAGCAGUUUUUCACUGAGUUCGAGUUCAACUUCUUCGGUUCACUGAUUCUCUCACUCUCUCUCACAGGCUUUGAUGGCGUCGUCUGAUUCAGACGACACAAUGCGCUCGAGUUCCACCGGUUCAAACGAAACAUUCAUUCCCGAUACUGAUAUGGAGCAGUCAGCCGAAAACGUUGAGGGUGUUGUCCCUGGUGAUUCAGUCACUAUUGUCCCGAAAUCCCUUCAUUCAGACGAUACUAUUGUGCCGGAAACCGUUUUCGAGUCGUCGGGCAGUGCAGAGCCGGUUAACUCGAAUGCCACUGUUCCAGCAGAGACUGAAGUGAUUCUCGAUUCUCCAAACACUCUUCGUGCUCAGCCGACGCACCCCCCACAACAUGCAGUCCCGUAUGUUAUGGAUGAUGUUGGUGACGUGAAAGUUGUCCUCAAAAGCUUGAAGGAGAAGUGCGAUGUUAUCACCAGCCAGCAGAAGGAAACUCAAGAUGACGUUGCGACUAUGCGCGGUCAGCUUGCGAAUCUCUUGCGGGAUUCAACUUCUCAGAACGAUAAGCUGGACAAACUUCUGAAAAUCCUCGAUCGCGACAAUUAGGUGUUGCUGCUGUUGUGAGAAAGCUGCUGUCUGUUGCUGUUGGGAGUAAAUCUAGGUGGUGGUGCUGUCUUUUUUUGAAAUAUAAUUUGGUUAUAAAACCAUUGUUGAUUUGAAUCAGUUUUCCUCUUAAUUGAGUUGGGAGCAUUGUUGGUUAUUGCUUUGUGUUGCAAGUUUGCAACUAUACUCUGUUAUGUCUGUAAGGUUUUACUUUGACCUAAAUACCUGUUUUUUCUUCUUUUUU